Messenger RNA from Gasterosteus aculeatus aculeatus (three-spined stickleback), 1790 nucleotides. RefSeq names its product fibroblast growth factor 21 (gene fgf21). Gene Ontology annotation, molecular function: growth factor activity. NCBI's taxonomy places the organism in Eukaryota, Metazoa, Chordata, Actinopteri, Perciformes, Gasterosteidae. The record is from RefSeq and is a predicted model, not a curated record.
UGAGUUUACGAGCUGACGUCACACAGCUGCAGUCCCGUAAACACUUCUUCUGCGCUGGAAUCCGCUUCACCCCUGUUUGUUCUUUCCAACGCGCAAAAGAUAAACAGUGUUAUUUAUUACUCAGAUGACGCAGAGAGAUUUGUUUGUGUCACAUCCGUCUGGCAGUUGUGAAAUUUGUAUGUUUUUGAAGCGGAGGCCCGAAUGAAAAUGUAACCUGACUUUCAUCCAGGUUUUCUUUUGAUCAUUGGGGAACAAAUCCGAGGUAAUAAAUGUUUUGAAAUGAAAAACACAGCACGUAGGUAUGAGAGGGGGGGGUAUGCUUUAUUUUCUUUAUCUCCGAGGUUUUUUGGAAAUAAAAUGUGUCAAAAUUUAACUGAAUGUACAACACACAACAUUCUUUAUAUGUAGGUAAUAUAUAUAUAUAUAUAAUACACUUUUAUUCAGAGGGCUUUGAUUCAUGUUUAAUUACUUGCUCGACAAGCGUAAGUACUGGAAACAUUAAGAGAAAUUGAAUAAAUACGUGUGUGUUUUAUGAGUUCCCGACCUUACGGGUCACACUUACUGUAAUGGACAGGAAGAAGCCCAAACAUAGUGUUUAAGGAGUAUGUAGAAAUGUCUGACUCACACACUCAGGAAGCCGGACCUCCUUCUACAAACUGCUUUAUAAAAGGGCACAAAACUCGCUCCAGUUUAGAAAUUUAUUGAAAAGACCUCGCUCCCCGCAGAGCGAUACAUUUCUUAUUUAUUUCAUAAGCUAUUCCUCGUUUCUUCUUACGCUAUUUUUUUUUUUUUUUCUUCUCGGCGUUCCCGAAUCCUUAUUUUUCUUCCAAAUGUUUUCGUUUCCACGUCACUUCUCCUGCCUGUCUUCUCUCCUCCUCAUGGUCCCACUUCCUUUCUGUUCAUCCUUUUAUCUCACUGACUCCAGCCCACUUCUACCCUUCAAUAAUCAAGUCAAAGAGGUGCACCUCUACACAGGUAUCCUUCAAAUCCUGCUCGUCAUUUCAGUCACUUCUAUAACACAAUCAAAGACUCCUGACCACUUUAUUUCUCGUUGCAGAGAAUCACAGAAGAGCGAUGUACCUGCAGAUCGCUCUGGACGGGAGCGUGUCGGGAAGCGACGCUCGGUCCACUUACAGUGUGCUGCAGCUGAAAUCUAUCCAGCCGGGCCACGUGGUCAUCAGAGGGAAGGCCUCCUCCAUGUUCCUCUGCGUGGACAGCGGGGGCCGUUUGAGAGGACAGGGGCCGUACUCAGAGGCCGACUGCAGCUUCAGGGAGCUGCUGCUGGGGGAUGGCUACACCCGGUUCCUGUCCUCGCAGCACGGGUCCCCGCUGUCUCUGGCGUCGAGGCCUUCCCCGGAUCCCAACUCGGUGCCCUUCACUCGAUUCCUACCCAUCCGGACCGCCCCCGAGGCUGAGAGCGUGAUCGAAGAGCCACCGAGCAAUCAGAGAUACGUCAACGUGGACUCCGAGGAUCUUCUUGGAAUGGGCCUGAACACUGUGGUCAGUCCUCAGUUCUCGGCGGAGAAGUAAAGAGAUUUUAUGUGACGGAUCUGUAACUUAACGUGUGAUGUAUUUUGUAUCGAUCAGGGAACUUUUUUUCUAUGUGGAAUUAUUACGUUUUUCUUCUCAACAAUCUUCUCAUGAACAUACAGAGAUAUGUAACUUAUUUAUUUAUUGUGUGUGUGUGUGUGUGGUCUAUUUCUAAUGGCUAUUUAAGGAUUUUAUACUUUGAGAGGACGUUUGUGAGUCGGCGAAGUUCUGAAUGAAAAUAAACACGAUAUGAACGUCCA